Messenger RNA from Peniophora sp. CBMAI 1063, 1776 nucleotides. The record is from the annotation of a GenBank genome assembly. Lineage: Eukaryota; Fungi; Basidiomycota; Agaricomycetes; Russulales; Peniophoraceae.
AUGUUCAGGACAGCUACACUGAUACAGACGGCACUCGCCGCUUUGUACCAAGGGAUUUUCGUUCUGGGUGGUACUCAACACGUCUUCUCUUCGGGGGCCAGCAGCACCACUGAUGGUCAACUAUUGCCUCCUGACAUCAUCAAGAGCAUACAGUCCAUCGUCGACGCACAUGAAGUCCCAGGAAUGUCCUUGGCCUUUGUACGACCGGGCGUAGCAGUCGAAUUUGGAAACUGGGGAAUACGAAGCGAGGAUGGCGAGGCCAUGACAAGCGACACUCUAUUCACGUUGGCAUCCUGCUCCAAAGCCUUUACAGCCGCUUCCAUCGGCUUGCUCAUCGAGGACUAUGCGACUGGCAAGAACGUAACGCCCCUACCCGAUGGACUUAGCCGCUUAGAUUGGGACACCAAACUUCAAGAUAUCCUACCCGGAGAAUGGAAGCUUAUGGACGAGCCUGCAAGCAAGAUGGCUGCUCUCAAGGAUAUAUUGUCUCACCAAACAGGCGUACCCAGGCAUGACUUAUCCUACGCGAGGGACGAUACCGCGAAGGACAUGGUCUCUCGGCUCAGAUAUCUACGCCCCGCCUUCGAAAUCAGGGAACGCUAUCACUACAACAACAUCAUGUUCAUGACAGCCCAACACAUCGUGACGACAUACGCAGGCUCGUUCACGGACUUCGUUCGUGAUCGCAUCUUUCUGCCGCUCAACAUGACUUCCACGACAUAUUCGUACUCGGAAGCUGCCGAAAGCGGCAAAACGACGCAGAACUGGGGAGAGAACGGACGUCUCAUACCGUGGUGGUUCAAGGAUGCUGAAACGGAGCUCAUCUCUGGUGCUGGCGGCAUCAUAACCUCUGCGCAGGAUAUGUCGCACUGGGUACAGAUGCUACUUAACAGUGGAGUGGACCCUAUCUCCAAGAAGAGGGUUCUGACGCCGGAGAUCAUCGAAGCUGUGAGCUUGGCCAGGACCAUCAUGAACGGGAGAGGCAACAGCGAAACGUCGAUCGAGGGUUACGGGAUGGGCUGGAGUCGGAACUCGUACCACGGGCAUGAGCUCAUCACGCAUAAUGGCGGUUUACCUGGCAUCUCUACCUUGGUGGUCCUAUCUCCUCACGACGGCUCCGGCGUAGUGUCGCUGUCAAACGCGGAUAACAAGCAUCCGGCGUUAACAGAAGCAACGCUCUUGCUCUUGAACCAGAUCUGGAACCGACAGCAAGACCAAACGGCGCAAGCUCUGUUCGGACCAGACACGCGCAUGGAUGGAAGGAAUAACGGCCCCAUACUCCCACAUGUGAAUGCGCUUCAAGAACUGCCUCCUCAUGACUUCACCGGUCUCUACAUGAACGAGGGAUAUGGCACAUUCCUGUUGUGCGACUCAAAGAGUACUUCCGCGCAUUGCACGGGUGUGCUCGAUGACUUCGCCACCAUCGACGCUCUAGAAAAGCCGAAGGAUACGGAGCUGUACGCCUCCUGGCCACGACUCUGGACAUCGCAUUUGCGCCUGUCUUAUGCUGGCGAUAUGCGCUUCGUUGCGCAAGCAUCUCAACUCUUCCCUCAAGGCUUCGGCAAGAAUACUACCCCGUUCGAGCAGAUCAGCGGUACAGUAUUUGCGGACUUUGUUGUGCGUGAUGAUGGCGAGGUGCUCGGGUUCGGCCUAUUCGGGUUCGUCGGAGAGAGGACCAAUAGGGAAAAGAAGGGCGGUAGCAUUGAGGAGACGGCGGAAGUAUGGUUCGAUAAGGCGAUGUGGAAGCGCACGCAGGAACCUGUCGUCGCUGUGUGA